This is a messenger RNA of Schistosoma mattheei, 390 nucleotides long. The record is from the annotation of a GenBank genome assembly. NCBI's taxonomy places the organism in Eukaryota, Metazoa, Platyhelminthes, Trematoda, Strigeidida, Schistosomatidae.
AUGUCAGAUAUGUUUCAAUUGAUUUCUUUUCGAUUAUCAGAUGUCGGACCAUAUGUUGAACAGAUUAUAGCGUACACAAAUCCACUUGGCAUAUUGUUCGGUUUGGGGGCAAAUGGUGGAGGUGUAAUGAUGAGUAAGGAUUUGGGUAAAACAUGGAUUUCAAUCAACUCAUUCAUGUAUCAAAGAACUUUGAAUACGUCGACUGAAAUCAUUACAGCAAGUGUCAUACCAUGGAUUUCAUCAACUGGAUCAAUUGAUAAUACACUGUCUGAGUCAUUUUGCAAGAUGCGAGUGGCUAAUCAAUGGAAUGUAUGCAUCAACGCAAUUUAUGCAAAUGAACUUCUAUUGGCAGACUGGACUAACACCUGUCCAAACAUCAAGCCUUUUUAA